UAAGAUAAUGUAAUCAACUAAGUCAUGGGAACAGCUGCUAGGAUUAUAAUUGCACAUAGAAUAACUUAAGAGAGAUCUAAUUUAUUCUAGGACACCUUCACACACACUUAAUCGUUCGCUAAGAGAUUAGUGGCGAUUAAGGGGCCGUAAGCUCGCUCGUUUUGGCAAUCAUUUAGAUACCUAUCGCAUGAGAGAUCAGCCUGGUCCCUUAGAAUUAUUGUACUCUACGCCGCGAGAGCGGUAAGAACUUAGUAAUGAUUAGCUAGGUUCACUUAAAUUAAUUUCAUGUAACUAAGCUUGAUCCGCCAGAAAUCUGGUUACACCGGAAUCAAUCCUUGUUCCCUUCAUCAUUAAUUAGAGAGACCCCAUUAUUUUAUUCGUUCAUUCGCAUUAGUUUAAUUCUCAAACCAAUUAAUCUCGCACGACGCAUUUAUUUCAUUUAGUUUUAAUCGCUGAAUUUAAUUAAUUAUUGAUUCCUUUUUUCGUCCCUGUGGAGACGAUACUCGUACUUACACCCUAUACUACUAUCUAUUUUAAGUGCGAGAAAACUCACAUCAUUGAGAGUGCCGCUGACAGACAGGAAGGUCAGAUUUCCAGCUCUCAAGGAACUCAUGUCCUCGCUAUGGAGGCGGGGAAAGGAAUUUUGAUUAAAGAAGUUGGUGAAAAAGAUAAGCCUCUGAAAAAGGGUACCAAUCUGAAAAAAGAAGGAAAGAGUUAUUGGGUGGACUUCAAGUAUGAGAAGUUGCCCAAUUUCUGUUUUAUAUGCGGUUUAAUUGGGCAUUCAGAUAAAUUUUGCCCGUUAAAUUAUGAAGAAGAUAUAGUUCUGGAAAAAAAAAUUGGGAUUCAGCUUAGAGCAGGUAGCGGGGUGAAGACCAAUCCCACAGGAGGAAGGAAGUGGCUACUGGAGGGUUCAUCGAGCUCUGGCAGAGACCGCAGGUAUGUAAGGGACAUCAAGUCUGAUGGGAGGCAGGAUGGAGGGGGGAAAGAGUCUAUUUCAGAAUUAGCGCAGAGUAUAACUAAAGGCGUGAGAGCGGAAACGAAGGAGGAAAUAUUAGGGGAACAAAAGAGAAGAAGGAUUUGGGAAGCCCAGGGGAAGACAAGAUUGGAGAGGAUAUCAUGUCUCUGGAUGGGACAAAAAACGGGGAAGGUGCGGGCUUCAACGAGUAGAUCCGCCUAAGAAGAUUUGGGUGCUUGUGCAGUUCGGCAAGCUCGGACAGCAUAUCGAGUUUAUCUGCGUUAUUUUUUUAUGUUAUGACAAUUUAUUUGGAUAUGUUAUCGAGUUUCGUGGUCUGUUUUGCUUUUGUUUUUCCUGUUUGUAAGACGGUGAAUUUGAAUAUAGGUGAUGGAAUGAUAAAAUGAUUGAGGUAACCAUCUUUGGCUAUUUUGUGCUCAUUAAUGGAUCAACGAG
This is a messenger RNA of Cuscuta epithymum, 1408 nucleotides long. Lineage: Eukaryota; Viridiplantae; Streptophyta; Magnoliopsida; Solanales; Convolvulaceae. The record is from the annotation of a GenBank genome assembly.